Messenger RNA from Chelonia mydas (Green sea turtle), 1349 nucleotides. It is a transcript of the gene CTSW, whose product is annotated as cathepsin W. The record is from RefSeq and is a predicted model, not a curated record. Gene Ontology annotation, molecular function: cysteine-type endopeptidase activity. Gene Ontology annotation, cellular component: lysosome. NCBI's taxonomy places the organism in Eukaryota, Metazoa, Chordata, Testudines, Cheloniidae. The transcript is spliced from 11 exons. Bases 49 to 1095 code for a protein of 348 amino acids.
UAUAACCCCCCCACAGGAUGCCUGGGCAGGCACAGAGCAGCUACUGCCAUGGGGCCUGGAGUCCUGAGUCCCUGCCUCCUGCUGCUGGGGGUCUGGGUCUAUGCCCUCCCAGCUGGCUCUGUCCUGCCCCCUGAACUCAGCAAGGCUGAAGUGACUGGAAUGUUCAAGGAUUUUAUGAUUCAGUUCAACAGAACCUACAGGAGCCCCGCAGAGCAGCGCAGACGCUUCGGGAUCUUCACGCGGAGCCUGCUUGCGGCGCGGCGGCUGCAGGAGACGGAGCUGGGCACAGGGCAGUACGGGGUGACCCGCUUCAGCGACUGGACAGAUGAGGAGUUCCGGGGGAUGUUCUGGAGCCCCCCGCCCCGUACCAUGCACCAGGACCCCCGGCGCCCGAGGAAGAAAUUCCCUAAGUCCUGUGAUUGGAGGAAGGCGGGGGCUGUGACCGCCGUGAAGAACCAGGUAGGCCAGGAGUGCCACUCCUGCUGGGCCUUUGCUGCCGUCGCCAACAUCGAGUCCCUCUGGAACAUCCACUUCCACCAGCCCCGGAACCUCUCGGUGCAAGAGGUGUUGGACUGCAGCUGGUGCGGAGUGGGGUGCAACGGGGGCUACGUGUGGGACGCCUUCACUACGGUGCUAAACAAGGGUGGACUGACCACCGAGACUGCCUACCCCUACACAGGGAGACAGGAGAAAUGCCACAACCUCAAUAAGUAUGAGCCGGCUGCCUAUAUCCAGGGCUUCCAGACACUACCUGGAGAUGAGGAGGAAAUAGCUGCACACAUCGCAACUGAGGGCCCAAUCACAGUUACCCUGAACUCAACUGCCAUGAAGCAUUAUAAAAAGGGCAUCUCACAGCCCUUGGUGAAGAACUGCAAUCCAGACCAGGUGGAUCAUGUUGCCCUGCUGGUUGGCUACGGGAAUGUAAAGGGAAGGCAGUACUGGGUCAUCAAGAACUCCUGGGGGGAAGACUGGGGAGAGAAGGGCUAUUACCGUCUCUAUCGCGGCAGGAAUGCCUGUGGCAUCACCAUGUUCCCUGUAACAGCCACCGUCAACCGCGUUGGGGUCCCGGGACAUAAAGUCCACUGCCCCCCCUGAAAGGGGUGCUGCUGCUGCAGAGAGCCUGCUGACUCCCCUGCUACCACCAAGACAGAAAUAACUGGGGCCAUGGGCCUUCGCUGUGCGAUGGGGGAAUACAUUCGAUACUCAGACUGCUAUAGCUCCAUACCCACAGGUACCCAGAGCUGGGCUCGGCCCUUCCAGCAACACUGCCUCCAAGUGAAUGCUCCUUCCCUUUGCUGCAGCAGCAAAAGGGGCCUACGAAACUGCCAUUAAACUGAUUUUAUGUGCUA